AUAAUUACGUAGCAACACAUCGAUUUUCAGUCAUUGAAGUCAUUCAGGCCGAAAUGGGGGUGCUGUCAAUUCGAUUAAAACCCAAUUUUUUGGGUUUAUUGCGAUCUUUGAACAGUAUAAACUGGUUUAUUGUGUUUUUUAGCUUAAUUAACUUAUCGGAAUGUAUUUACGAGGAUCAAAUCGGCAAAUUCGAUUGGCGUCAAACCUAUGUCGGGAGGAUUAAGUUUUCGCAAUUCGACACAGUUUCAACUGCGAAGAAAAUAAUUGUCGCUACGGAAGAGAAUGUACUUGCGGCUUUGAAUUUGAAGACGGGUCAAGUGGUAUGGCGCCAUGUAUUCGAGUCUGCGUCUGCGGGAAAUAUCCAGUUACUCCAUGUCAGCGAGAAAGUGGUGACGGUGACAGGAGCCAACCCAUACCUUGUGCGGGGAUGGGAUUCUAAUACUGGUAUUCUGCUCUGGGAAUGGUCCCUCACACUCCAGAAUGAUGACCAGGCCGUGUUCUCCGAGUGGUGGGUGCAAAACAACAUGUUGGUGCACAUGUUGCCUGUGUUCGGCUCACAGAUUGAGGUCACCAUGUACAACUUGAUGACAGGACAGAAUAGAGGGUCGACUUCCAAGUUACCAGCCCUCUGGACUAAUGAUGGCUGCCUCCUGGCUGCGCCGCAUUAUGUCUGUGCUUCCGGAAAAAUGGGCAGCAAUCUCCUCAUCUCGCUCGACGUCACCUCCCAAGCCGUCCAGAUCAUCAGCAAGCCAGUCUCCAAUUACAUUGACAUUGAAAAGUAUACCGGCAACAUCCGACCAUUGGACGGUAACAGUGUGCUGCCCGGCUUUAUACUUGAAGAUUCCAAGAUAGUCCUGAUCAGAGACCAUGAGUUUGAGGUGCUCAAUGUGCCGCUGGCUCAUCCAUUGGCGAGUGUGGCGAUUGUUGAGGGACCUAGUGGAUCAAUAGUCCUGCAAGUUUGGGGUGAUAGUGUUAAGGGUCUGUCGAUGUGUGCCCACUUGCUGUCCGGCGCGGAGGUGGCGGGCGUGCACGCGGAGCCGGGCGCGUACGUGCCGGAGCCGACACUCGCCGGCGCGCUGUGUGCGCGCGGAGCACGCGAGCAGCUCGCCUGCCGCCUGCUGCUCGUGGCCGAGGACGACGCGGCGCUGCUAGUGCAGCAAGGAGGUCGCGUGCUAUGGACGCGCGAGGAGGCGCUGGCGAACGUGGUGGCGGCGCAGUUCGUGGAUCUGCCGGUGUCGGACCUCGACGCCGCCAUCGAGGCGGAGUUCGACCACAAGGAAGCUGCCAAGAUGUAUGGUUCGGUGUGGGGAGCGUUCAUUCGACGCCUCCGCACGCAGUACCAGCAGCUGCAGACGCUGCUGCGGGGGCUGAGCGGCGAGCGCGCCACGAGCGAGCCCUCGCCGCUCGUGCGCGACUACUUCAACCUGCACAAGAUCAUCGUGCUGGUCACCCGCGCGGGCAAGAUUUUUGGCAUGGACAACUUGUCGGGCGCGCUCCUCUGGCAGCGCUACGAGCCGCGGCUGGACGCGGAGGCCGCGCGCAUGUUCGUGCGCCGCGCCGCGCGCCACCCGCCGCACGACGCCUGCCUCACUGUUGUCGGCAAGCAGGAUAACGGCAACGGGCUGGUGAUCAACUUGAACCCUAUCCGCGGCACACCGACGGGCGAGGGCACGGUGCCGCUGGACGCGCGGCUGCUGCAGGCCGCCGUGCUGCCGCAGCCCGACCGCGACGGCCUGCACGCGCUGCUGCUGCUGGACGCCGACGAGACGGUGCAGAUUUUCCCGUUAUCCGCGGCGCCGCUAGUCGAGAACAUGUUUAUCUACGUAGCGGAUAGAAAUACGGCCAAGGUUCAGGGCUACGCUCUCCGAUAUGACGGAAAGAGUGUAGUAGCGGAGAAGACUUGGUCGCUGAACCUCGGCGGGAGUGAAGGCUCCGGGCACCGCAUCGUGUCGGUGGUGGGCAAGCGGGCCGACGAGCGCGUGCACUCGCCCGGCCGGGUGCUGGGAGACCGCUCCGUGCUCUACAAGUACUCCAACCCCAACCUCGUGCUGUUCAUCUCCGAGGGCCCGGACCCGCUGCACAAGGACGUAGUGGUAGCGACGUUGGUGGACGGCGUGUCGGGCGCGGUGGUGGCGGCGCAGACGCAGCGCCGCGCGCGCGCCGAGCCGCUCGCCGUGCACUCCGACAACUUCGUCGCCUACGUCUACUACAGCGACCGCCAGCGACGCUACGAAGUCUCAACCAUGGAGCUGUACGAGGGCAAGCAGCGCUGGCUGCCGGCCGGCGCGGCGUUCAGCUCGCUGCGCUCGGAGCGCGCGCCGUCGGUGGAGCGGCAGACCUACAUCCUCACCGCCGCACCCACCGCCGCCGCCACCACGCACACCGAGCGCUCGCUCACCGACAAGCACGUGCUGCUGGCAUUAUCGACGGGCGCGAUAGUGGAGCUACCGUGGGCGUUCCUAGAACCGCGGCGGUCGGCAACGCUGAGCCCGGAGCAGCGCGAGGAGGGCCUCAUCCCGUACGCGCCCGAGCUGCCGCUGCCGGCCGAGGCCGUCGUCAACUACAACCGCUCGCUGCACCGCGUCACGGCGCUAUACACUGAGGCUGCCGGUCUCGAGAGCACCAGCUUAGUGCUCGCCACUGGACUAGAUCUCUUCUACACGCGAGUGGCGCCCUCAAAAACAUUUGAUCUCCUGAAAGACGACUUCGACUACUAUCUGAUCACGCUGGUGCUCGCCGGCCUCAUCGUCGCCACCUACAGCUCCAAAUACUUCGCCUCACGGAAAACCUUAAAAAACGCGUGGAAGUGAUGCGGUGUAAAGAAAUUUUGACUGUAUAGUUGGAGCGUUAGGGUUGAAAUUUGAAUGAUAGUAUGGAUUCAUAUUUUGAGCGUCCGUAUUGAUAUUCAUUAUGACGCGCAAGUAAUUGGACUGUAUAUGUAAUCCCUCAGUUAGGGAAAUAUCAAAUAGGGUCAGGUUAGUAGGUGUAAUCCUUGUGAUGCAUCGACGGGUAGUUUGUAAGAUAUAAACUACUCAAUGUUUCUCCGUUUUGUUACCCAGUAAUAGUAAGUAAAUUGACUUUGCACCAGCAGAGCCAAGCAGUUCGAUAGUGCGCAGUGUGCAAUAUUUAUUAUUAAUAUUAAAUAAAUUCUAAAUAUUCCUUAUACUCAAAAAUAACACUUUCAUAUACAUUAUCAAUGAAUAGUAUUUAUAGCAUACAUGGUCGACUAUAGCAUUACUGAGCACUGUUCAAAACACCAAAUCACCUAGUCUAACAAAGCCAUAUAACUUCAUGUACAAUAAGUACUUUAAACAUAUUGUUAUAAAGUUUGAUAAAAUUAAGCCUCACGACGGUGCAUUUACUUUGAAAUAACACUGCCAUCUAUACAGUCCAGAUUUCAUUUUCAAAGCAAAGUAUAAGUUUAACCGUAAGUGUUCCACAAAUUCAAGUUAAGAGUGUAUAAUAUAUUCACUUGUUGUAGUAUAGGCAAUUUCAUGGUCACAGUGGAAGCUAUGGACUAAUUCGGGGCGAAGCGAUAUUGAAAAAGAUGAGCGUUGUAUAAUGGGGCACAAUUCGACAUUGUUUUUUGGCGGAACGAAUCGUAAUCAUUAAUCUUGUUAAUUAUUUGUAUAUCAGUAGAUUGGUCAUAUCAUACGGCCAGGCCUUUUAUUUUCUAUGAAUUCGAAUUGUUUGUAUCGUUGUUCUACUUUCGUUAAUGUUACACGUUUGUCACCUUGUCGGUGACAAGUUGUCAUAGCCAAUAAAAUAGGGCAGUAGCUUGGAUGCCAAAAGAUGGCGCGUGCUAGUAAAUAGUACAGUUGCAAGCAACAUGAAAUGUAUUUUACCCUAGGCUAGACAGCAGCUUGCACUAACGUAACUAUCUACAGUAUCCUUCUACCGAUGGGUGCACACGCCAUCCACUUGCACACUGCUCAAUUUCCCAAUGAGACAGUAAGUAAUACACGAACUUAAAUACCCGAGACCCAGGAAAUAAUUGUGCGUAACAUGAAUAUUUGCAUGCCUACUGGUAGGUAUGUGUAUCUCCGGCUUAAAACAAGCUGAAUUGAGCCCCUCACAUGAUAUGGCCUUAUAUAGUAGCUGCCAAAAAACGAUAAAAGCAUGUGACAUUUUAGUAUCAGUUUUUAUAAACAAUAUACUUAGUAAAAUUGUAAUGGUUUAGCUAGCCCAAUUUAAGAAUGUUUAGUUUAAGCUAUUUACUAUUAUUGACCUUAAAAAAAAUAUUGGUUCCGAAUAGACAAAUAUUUAAUUUACUUUGCUAUCCAUUCCAAUAUGGUCCUAAUAUCUACUGAUUUAAGUAGUCAUAUUUUAAUUUGUGUGUUAGCACUUCUGACUAUCUUGUAUCUAAUAUAUCUUUAAAGAAAUGUUUAGGAUACACGCACAGUCUUAACUAUCCUGCCUAGCUAGAUCGACUGUUCGUUUUAAUACUGCUCAUACAUAUUCGCCCAUUUUAAAAGAUAUUAACAUACUUUUUCCAUCUUAUAAUGAUAGAUUUUGCUAAAACCCACUAUUUUUUUAAAUCAUGAUGUCGAAACAGACCUUGACUGACAUUCUGUGAUUCGGGCUGCGCCGCAGUAAUUUAAAUUUUUUGAAUCUUGUUUGUAGCUCGAUCCCUAUUAAGGUAAUCAUGGUAAUUAAGUCCCAUUAAUAAACUUCCUGUCGAAAUUUGAGAGUUGUAGAAUAUACAAUGGUAAAAUAUUUAUGAGCGGUAUCAUGGUUUCGUAGUUGUAUGGGUGAUUAAGACGGUCUUCUUAUUUUAUUUUAUUGUAUUCUUGAAGUUAUGUUAUAAUCCCAAUAUAAAUCAAUUUAAAUUAUUCUCAACCGAUAGCGAUUAUUCUUAGUCAAGUGCGGAAGAAGCACUUAAAAAUAAUGAAAUGGUUAAAUUAACGUAACUUCUAGAUUAAGAUUAUUAUUGGGAUCACUGUUAGUAUAUUGCGAUGGUUAUACUUUGCUUAUUAGGCUCCUGUUCCAUAUUUUCAUAUAAACAAAGAAUAAUUAGAUUGCACUGAUUUUUUUGUUUACUUUCUAUACUUACAGUCUAUAUACUUAUAAAUACUAAAAACAUAGUGUAACUAAAUAUCACUAUUGCUCACACAAUAUGUUGUUUUAGUGGUUAAGGUUAAGUAUUACGAAUUUGUUUAUUUAUGAAUUGUUUUUACGUUAAAUAAUUACGAUUAA
Messenger RNA from Cydia splendana, 5196 nucleotides. RefSeq names its product ER membrane protein complex subunit 1 (gene EMC1). NCBI's taxonomy places the organism in Eukaryota, Metazoa, Arthropoda, Insecta, Lepidoptera, Tortricidae. Bases 54 to 2810 code for a protein of 918 amino acids. The record is from RefSeq and is a predicted model, not a curated record. The transcript is spliced from 17 exons. Gene Ontology annotation, cellular component: EMC complex. Gene Ontology annotation, molecular function: protein binding. Gene Ontology annotation, biological process: protein folding in endoplasmic reticulum.